Messenger RNA from Zophobas morio, 1992 nucleotides. RefSeq lists its product as uncharacterized. The transcript is spliced from 3 exons. The record is from RefSeq and is a predicted model, not a curated record. Bases 397 to 1920 code for a protein of 507 amino acids. Gene Ontology annotation, molecular function: protein binding. Lineage: Eukaryota; Metazoa; Arthropoda; Insecta; Coleoptera; Tenebrionidae.
GGUGAUUUUAUUAAAUAGAAAAUCUUGGAAACUAAGCGAACUGUUGUGCCACUUUUUACAUCAGAAUUAUUUUCUCACUUGUAUUCUCUCUGCGGUGGUUUUUCAAAGUACGGUCUAUGUUCUUGAGUCAAUUCUGUUAUGUUAAUGUGAAUUUAAUCAGUUCUUCGAAAAGAAAAAAAGUGGAGUCGGUGGGGAAUGAAGCAUGAGUAAUACGUAAAUUUGUAAAAUCGAUGAAGAACAACCAGUUUGCAACAUAAUAUACAACGCAACAUGUGAAAUAUGGUGCAAUAUAGUGUAGGAUAUAAUGGGUUGCAUACUUUCACAUCACAGUUUCCAAAAUUCAACCAUCAUGUACAGACCGUUUUUGUUUAAUCUAAGAUAUUUCUUCAACUAGCCAUGGAUGAUCGAAUGCUUCUAGAACAACUGGCGGCCGCCGUCAGGAACUACGACGUGUCUACUUUUGAAGCAAUUUUUUCAAAAUCUCCGAAAAAAUGGAGUGAAAUGCGAAUUCACAGCGGACGUACAUUAAUCCAAGAAGCUAUAAUCCGGAAAAGGAAAGCUAUUUUCAAAUACAUUCUCAGUUUUCAUAAGGUCAUCAACCUGGAGACUGUUGGUAUUUACGGUUCAACACCUCUGACACUCGCAAUCGAUAACAAUGAUAAAUAUUAUGCAACUGAACUUAUCAGAAAAGGUGCACUUCCGCGAGAAGAAUAUGAAACUACAAGAAUUUUAAAACAGAGUAUUAGUAAAUCAGUUCAUCUUGUAAAACUCUUGCUGGAUGAGGGGAUUAAUCCAAAUGUAGAGUCUGACUGGCCAUUUUCAACUGCACUUAAUUAUGUUUUAGAAGGAUAUUCCUCAUGCGACGUUCCUGAAAUUGUAGCCAUGUUGUUGUACUAUGGAGCAGAUCCUUUAAUAGAAUAUAAAGGUUUUAAUUCCCUUGAACUGGCAAUUAAAAAUAACCACCCAAUCCCCGUCCAGGAAAUUCUAUGUUUUUACACCUUCGACGAAUGUGGCGGCUGUAAAAUGCACCUAAAUUUAUUAUUGCAACUCUUAGAGCAAAAUUCGCCCUUAUUUCAUGACAUUCUACAAUUUGAUGUUGAUUGUGUAACCCACAAUUUCACGGAUGCGGACUACAUGUUCGUCAUCAAAUAUUUACUGAGUAUGGAUGUACACGAGUUAACUAUUCUUCUAAAAAAAUGCAACCCUGCUAUCUGUGAAGUUGUUUCGUGGAUGUACCGCGACGAAAUUCUGACAACAAAAGUUAACGCUUUUUUAAGUUGUGAGCAACUUUUAACCAAAUUAAAUAUAUUUAUUGAAAGUAGCCCACAAAUGAGGGGACAUGUUAUCAAUUUAAUUUUGACUCUAAAGAGCUGCAAACUUUUUAAAGUCGUUGUUAGUAGAAGCACCAAAUCCACGUUGACGGAAAUACUCAUCUUUAUGUUCUCCUACGGUUUAAAUUGUGAACGGAGACUUUUGGAUAUCGUUUUUGAAAAAUAUGGCAACUGUGAACUGUUUCGGUUUCUUUCGUGCUUGGACGUCGUAGAUUCCGAUGCAGUUUAUUGCAAAAAUAUAGUUGUAGCGAUGAUUUGUGAUGUACACUUAGAGUUAGGGUCAAUUUUUAAAAAUGGUCGAAAUUAUUCACGAAGUAGUUUGUUCGAAGUUUUACACUUUUCGGUAAAUCCGCAGUUGUUGAAUUUUUUGUUAAAAAAUAAGGGAAAUGUUACUGAUGCAACUGUGGAAAGAAUCCAGUGUUUUCCACGUUUGUCGUCUUUAAUCGAAUUGGCCAGAAAUGCGUUACGGGGGCACAUUAUUGAAAGGUUUAAAAUUAGGAACGCUGGACAUUUUGGGUGGGUUGUUAACUCCCUUCCGGUGAGCAAUACUCACAAAAGAAUUAUUUUAUUCCAGGCCGAACUGUAUUAAUAUUGAAAAGCAAUUUUUAAAUUAUUUUGUAUAUAUGUGUAUUAUUCUAUUUAAUAAAUUUUAUAUGUUUUA